GUCAAAUGGAACACACUGUCACUGAGUCUCCGGUCUCUCCACCCAUCAACACGGCACACUACUCACUCACUACUCACAGACUGAACAGAUAAGAGGAGAGAGAAAAGAUGAGAGGGAGUUUUCCGGCGCCGGCGGUUAUAUCCGGUGCGGUGAGCUUCACAAUUACUCAAAUUUCUUUGGUGGGCAGAAGAAAGAAAGAUUCGUUUGAAUUCCCAGUCUGCUCCUCCUCCCAAACAGCUCGCUUUUCCUUCUCAAUUCACGACGAGCAUAACCAGCAGAGGCAAAGACAGAGGCGAAGACAAUGCCUUUGGUUACCAGAGAGAAGCAAAUGGAAAGGAGGACGUCGUGCGGGCAUUGGCUUGCAAUGCAAGUGCAGCUACGAAAGCGGAGGAGAGGAUAACGGAUGGGUGGUGGUGAAUUUCUACCAUUUCGUGAUGAUCAAAGACGCAGAGGCGGAGGUGGCCAAGCAUCUCUCUUUCGUAGAGGACCUCGACAUACGAGGACGGAUAUAUCUGAAUGAACAAGGGAUAAAUGCACAGUACAGUGGGCCGUUGAGAGAUGCACUUGCAUAUGUUGAAUGGUUAAGGGGGGACGAGAGAUUUUCUGGCAUCCUAGUGCAGAUUUCUGCAGCAACAAAUGGGCACGCCUUUCCAAAACUCAAGUUGCGGUAUAAGCCCUCACUGGUUCAGUUAGAAGGGGGCAUUUCCCAUCUUCCUUUGCUGGACCCUUCAAUGCGAGCAACGCCUCUAUCGCCAUCUGAAUGGAGAAAGAGAUUGGAAUCAUUGAAUACAACUAGUGAUGCAUCAAAUGACAAUCUUAAAAGAAACCAGAUUUUAUUGGAUGUGAGAAAUGGUUAUGAGUGGGAUAUUGGUCAUUUUGAAGGGGCUCGGCGACCUGACGUGGACUGCUUUAGGAGCACUUCGUUUGGGUUAUCGCAACCAGAGGUCAUUGCCGCAGAUCCGUUAGAAAAUGUUGACAAAGAAAAGACAGAUAUAUUGAUGUAUUGCACUGGAGGUAUCCGUUGUGAUGUAUAUUCCACAAUCCUAAGAGAACAGGGCUUUCAAAAUCUAUACACAUUAAAGGGAGGUGUUUCUCAUUAUCUGGAGAAUGAAGGUCCUGUCCAGUGGAUUGGUAAUUUGUUCGUAUUUGACUCUCGUCUCUCUCUCCCACCGCCUGCCUACAAGCCUGAAACCACGACUAAAGCAAGCAGGCAUGAAGAUUCAGAGAAUAAUACGUUCGCUAGAUGCUAUAUAUGUAGUUCACAAGUCUGUGAGUUAAGGCAUAGAAACUGUGCAAAUCUCGACUGCAAUCUGCUGUAUCUAUGCUGUAUGAACUGUGUGAAGGAUUUAAGAGGAUGCUGCUGUUCCAACUGCACAACUGCUGCUCGACUUAGACCUGUUCUUCCAGGGUUCCAGAGAUACAAGAAGUGGCACACAUAUAGAGAUUCGAUACCACACAGCCGGUUGACGGCUUGAUCAGACUCGUAAAUCCUCGGGACGGUUCAUCACUUU
Molecule: messenger RNA, 1511 nt
Organism: Pyrus x bretschneideri (Chinese white pear)
Lineage: Eukaryota; Viridiplantae; Streptophyta; Magnoliopsida; Rosales; Rosaceae
Product: rhodanese-like domain-containing protein 8, chloroplastic
Exons: 7
Coding region: 108-1475 (455 amino acids)
Source: RefSeq, a predicted model, not a curated record